UGGGAAGCUCGGAUGGAAACGGAGACCAGUAGAAAGUGAUGGAAAACAUUCCUUUGUAUGGGUUUUUGGGUUUGUAUAAAACCCCAUUUUUUCACAUUCAUCUUUUCAGCUGUUCGUCUCUUCUCUCCCUCUCCUCCCCUUCUCUUUCCCUGGACUCUGGAUCCGCCAGUUCACUGACCCGGAACUACACCCGCUUCCGCGAUGGGUUGUGUCAGCUCCAAACAGGCGGUGUCUGUCACGCCCGCAAUUGACCAGUCGGGUGGAUACAACUCGGGUCGGAUUCGGGUGGGACUGGAGAAUGACAAGGCCAGCCACAAGAGUUAUGGGAACAGCAACCACAACAAGAAUGGGGAGUUGAGUUGUGGAAGCGAGUUGGGUGAGUCUGGGAGAGAGAGUUCUAAUAGUGAAUCGGUGAGCUUUCGGUUGCGGAAUUUGCAAAAGUAUAUUGAAGGUGAACAAGUGGCCGCUGGAUGGCCCGCCUGGCUUAGUGCCGUCGCCGGCGAAGCUAUUAGGGGAUGGGUACCGCUUAAAGCCGAUGCGUAUGAGAAAUUGGAGAAGAUAGGACAAGGUACAUACAGCAGUGUGUUUCGAGCUCGUGAGCUGGAAACUGGGAGGAUAGUUGCUUUGAAGAAGGUUCGCUUUGAUAAUUUUGAGCCUGAGAGUGUCCGUUUCAUGGCAAGAGAGAUAUUGAUUCUCCGCAGGCUCAACCAUCCCAAUGUCAUGAAAUUGGAUGGAUUAAUUACUUCCCGUUUAUCAUGUAGCAUUUACCUGGUCUUCGAGUACAUGGAGCAUGACAUCACUGGCCUCUUGUCUUGCCCUGAUGUCAGGUUCAGUGGAUCACAGAUUAAAUGCUACAUGAAGCAAUUACUAUCUGGACUGGAGCACUGUCACUCAAAGGGUGUAAUGCAUCGAGACAUCAAAGGAUCCAAUCUUCUUGUAAACAAUGAAGGAAUACUGAAAGUGGGAGAUUUUGGAUUGGCAAACUUCUGCAAUGCUGGGCACAGGCAACCUUUAACCAGUCGUGUUGUAACUUUAUGGUACCGUCCUCCAGAACUUUUACUAGGUUCCACUGAUUAUGGAGCGUCUGUGGAUCUGUGGAGUGUUGGCUGUGUAUUUGCAGAACUUCUCCUUGGAAAACCUGUUCUUCAAGGGAGAACAGAGGUUGAACAAUUACACAAAAUUUUCAAGCUUUGUGGGUCCCCACCGGAUGAAUAUUGGAAAAAAUCCAAACUUCCUCACGCAACUUUGUUCAAACCACAACAACCUUAUGAUAGCUGUCUCCAUGAGACCUUUAAAGAUUUGCCAACAACUGCUGUGAACCUGAUAGAAACACUUCUGUCUGUAGAGCCAUACAAGCGUGGGACUGCCACCUCUGCUCUAGCAUCUGAGUAUUUCACAACAAAACCUUAUGCAUGUGAGCCAUCAAGCUUGCCAAAAUAUCCACCCAGCAAAGAGAUUGAUGCGAAAAACCGUGAGGAGGCAAGGAGGAGAAAGAUCAGCGGAAGAAUUCGUGGUGCUGAAACGAGAAAGCCAACAAGAAUGCCUUGUGGAAUCAGUAAACUUGUACCAGCAGAGGAUGCAGCAACUCGAGUGCAAUGUGCUCAAAAUAAUACUGGCAAUAAUAAGUGUAUUCCUAAAGGAGGAGAUGGCAGGUCUGGUGGAGAGGCACGGAAGCCAUCUUUUGACAAAUUGGAAGAGAUUUUCCACAUAAAGAAUGCAUCCCAAGAAGACAUUCCCUUUUCUGGCCCAAUACAGGUUUCUAGUUCAAGUGGCUUUGCAUGGGCAAAGAGACAGAAGGAUGAUGCAUCAAUAAGAUCCCACAAUAGGUCUAUUUCAAGAGGUCACAGUAAUAAUGGAUUAGGAUUCUCUAAUGCAUUGCAAGAAAAGAACGGUUUUGAUUCAAGACAACAUGAUAAUGGAGAUGUUACAUAUGGCAUCCGAACCAAUUCUAGGGGUCAUGAUUCAUCUGAAAUUUCCAAGCGCACUUUGCAGAAACAGUGGAGUCAAUUUGAAAGGCCGGAUUCCUUUGAUGCUUCUGAAGGAUACCAUUCACAAGAACUGUCAUUGGCACUUUAUCAAAGAGAGGAAAUGGAAGCAAAGAGAAAUAAUUUGGGUUUUCGGGAUCAAGGAGACAAGGUUGAUUUUUCUGGACCAUUGCUAACCCAAUCAAAUAGAGUGGAUGAGCUCCUAGAAAGACACGAACGCCACAUUCGGCAGGCUGUUCGAAAGUCAUGGUUUCAAAGAGGUAAGAAGCAUGGGAAGUGAGCAUAACCAGAUGUAUUGGCUUCAUAGAGUCCUUUUUAGGGCAGCUGCAUUUCUCUCUUCUUUAAGUGGAGAACUGAUGGAACCUCAUAUGAAUGAUCAGUUAUCUAAAAUCUCAGCCCUCAGGAGCAAGGAUCAUGUCGACUCGUCCUUCCCACCAACUGGCCUGACAAACCAUCAGUGGAAGUAGAAUAUCCUUCACAAGACUGGUGAUCAAUGAAAUUUAGGGAGCAGUACAUACCAAAAAGCAAGAAAAAAGAGAUGAGGUAGCAAAGAGUGGUCCACAAUGAUAGAUAGACAGCUCUCCCUUAUUUCCUCCUACUCCAUGAGCAUUACUUUAUUUGUUUUAAGGUUUGUUCCAUUUUCUAUUAUUUAUCUCCUUCCUUUUUUGUUCUCAUUUCCACUGCCACUUUCUUUUUUCUUUCCCCCUUUCAGUGAGGUUACUUGUAUUUUUGCAGGAUUUAUCAAAAUCCUCUGCUGUGUAUAUACCAUAUUUUUAGUCACGAUUUAUGACACUUAUGGCACCAGGCGCCUUUUUCUCCUA
Manihot esculenta (cassava) is the source of this 2806-nucleotide messenger RNA. Its product is annotated as protein IMPAIRED IN BABA-INDUCED STERILITY 1. Gene Ontology annotation, cellular component: cyclin-dependent protein kinase holoenzyme complex; nucleus. The transcript is spliced from 9 exons. Bases 202 to 2265 code for a protein of 687 amino acids. Lineage: Eukaryota; Viridiplantae; Streptophyta; Magnoliopsida; Malpighiales; Euphorbiaceae. Gene Ontology annotation, biological process: positive regulation of transcription elongation by RNA polymerase II; protein phosphorylation. The record is from RefSeq and is a predicted model, not a curated record. Gene Ontology annotation, molecular function: RNA polymerase II CTD heptapeptide repeat kinase activity; ATP binding; cyclin-dependent protein serine/threonine kinase activity.